AUGUUUCACCUAAAGUCUCUGGCGAGCAGUAUACGGGUAAUUGGCCAAAGAAGUCUAGAAAAUGGUUUCCAUACAUCAGCUGCCUGUUCUUCUGUUUUCAUGAAGCGACAAAAGAAAAUCGAUCCAGAGAUUGCAAAAGUGCGAGAAAUUCGUAAACGAAAAAAGCUUGAGAGGGAAAUUCGAGAGAUGCAAAAACACAGCAAGAAGGUGAAACCCGUAGAUGAAAUUGCUCUCGACAUCAAAUCCGCCAAAAAUAUUCAUGAAAGAACUCGCAAGCAAGUGACCCUUACUGAACAGCAAGCCGAUGAACGAACAUUGAUCGCAAAAGAAUAUUGUCGAUCACGUAACACUCAAAUGAGACACGAUGAUCAAUGGAUUCGCCAAGCGCUCUACAUGCAAAAGAAAGCUUUGGCAGAAUUGAAAACCUUGAGUCCGCACCUUUAUGAGGAAGCCGUCAAGAAUGAUCUCGGUAAUUUGCCUCACAUUAUUGACGGGCCUGCUCUAACAUCUCCAGUCAAAAAUUACGACCCUCCAGAUGGAGAUUAUGUCGAUACCACUAGGACAUGGACA
This is a messenger RNA of Mesorhabditis belari, 570 nucleotides long. The record is from the annotation of a GenBank genome assembly. NCBI's taxonomy places the organism in Eukaryota, Metazoa, Nematoda, Chromadorea, Rhabditida, Rhabditidae.